This is a messenger RNA of Sporothrix schenckii 1099-18, 312 nucleotides long. RefSeq lists its product as uncharacterized. The record is from RefSeq and is a predicted model, not a curated record. The transcript has a single exon. NCBI's taxonomy places the organism in Eukaryota, Fungi, Ascomycota, Sordariomycetes, Ophiostomatales, Ophiostomataceae. The coding region runs from base 1 to 312 and encodes 103 amino acids.
AUGUUUAUUUUAAGGUUUCUGCCUAAACCGAAUGCAUCAGAUGCACAGUGGAUUGAACCUGCCACUGGCUGCCAGCACACGGCGCCAUACCGCUUUCACGGCAGCGUUGCGAUGGUUGAAACAACCAAGAAGGACGGCCAAAUGCACCUACUGAGCAUCUGCAGACGAGAGACUGCAACUAUCUUGUCAGCCUCACCUGUGGGCGGCGGCACGCGGAUGUCUGGCGAAUUGGAAGUGGGUGCAGGUGGGGGAGGCGAGCAGAUACGAGCUCCAGACAGGAGACGAAGGGUGGAGAGAACAGGAGAAAGGUGA